Messenger RNA from Acomys russatus (golden spiny mouse), 1026 nucleotides. RefSeq names its product T cell leukemia homeobox 2 (gene Tlx2). The record is from RefSeq and is a predicted model, not a curated record. Gene Ontology annotation, cellular component: nucleus. Gene Ontology annotation, molecular function: RNA polymerase II cis-regulatory region sequence-specific DNA binding; DNA-binding transcription factor activity, RNA polymerase II-specific. Gene Ontology annotation, biological process: animal organ development; regulation of transcription by RNA polymerase II. Lineage: Eukaryota; Metazoa; Chordata; Mammalia; Rodentia; Muridae. The transcript has 3 exons. The coding region runs from base 118 to 975 and encodes 285 amino acids.
GCCUGCCCCGCGGACCCCUGAAGCUGCUGUCCCCAGCGCGCGGCCACCCGGCUUCCGCAGCUGUCAGAAAUACCCUUCCCAGCCAUCCAACCUCCUGGUCCUCUCCGGCUUGGCCCCAUGGAGCCCGCGGUGUUGGCUCCUCACCACCUUCCGCACCACGAACCCAUCAGCUUCGGCAUUGAUCAGAUCCUGAGCGGCCCCGAACCCCCGGGGAGCGGUCUGGGCCCGGGGCAGGCGGGCCAGAGCCACGGGGAGAAUGCAGCGUUCUCCGGUGGAUUCCACGGAGCCUCGGGCUAUGCUGCAGCCGGCUCUCUGGCCCCGUUGCCUAGAGGCUCGGGAGUGGGCCCCGGCGGCGUGAUCCGUGUCCCGGCGCACCGCCCGCUGCCGGUUCCGCCGCCGCCCUCGGGUGCGGCUCCCGCGGUGCCGGGACCCUCCGGUUUGGGUGGUGCUGGGGGCCUAGCGGGACUCACCUUCCCCUGGAUGGACAGCGGCCGCCGCUUUGCAAAGGACAGGCUCACGGCUGCGCUCUCGCCCUUCUCUGGGACACGUCGAAUAGGCCACCCCUACCAAAAUCGGACCCCCCCGAAGCGCAAGAAGCCGCGCACCUCCUUUUCCCGCUCGCAGGUGCUGGAGUUGGAGCGACGCUUCCUGCGCCAGAAGUACCUGGCCUCGGCAGAGAGGGCGGCGCUGGCCAAGGCCCUGCGCAUGACGGACGCGCAGGUCAAGACCUGGUUCCAGAACCGACGCACCAAGUGGCGGCGCCAGACGGCGGAGGAGCGGGAGGCCGAGCGGCACCGCGCGGGCCGCCUGCUGCUCCACCUGCAGCAGGAAGCGCUGCCCAGGCCGCUGCGGCCACCGCUGCCACCGGACCCGCUCUGCCUGCACAACUCAUCGCUCUUCGCGCUGCAGAAUCUGCAGCCGUGGGCCGAGGACAACAAGGUGGCUUCAGUGUCCGGGCUCGCCUCGGUGGUGUGAGCGACCCUUGCUCGAGGAGCGCCACCGUGGACAGGUGCCAGCGGAGCAUGA